Molecule: messenger RNA, 1253 nt
Organism: Triticum dicoccoides
Lineage: Eukaryota; Viridiplantae; Streptophyta; Magnoliopsida; Poales; Poaceae
Exons: 6
Coding region: 162-1253 (363 amino acids)
Source: RefSeq, a predicted model, not a curated record
CCUACCUCGCCCCAUUGAGAGUUUAAACUCUAGGGACUUUUUGUACUGUUCUUGCUGAUUAGCCUUUUCUUCUAAUAAAUACUUCGUCAUCUAUCUAUUUUUCAGAUCAAGUAUUUUAUUUAUCUUAUUUUUUCUCUCGUACUUUUUAUAGGUUGGCCUAUAUGUGCACCAUGGACUGGGCAGUUCCGUGUCUUGACUGCUUUUCUUGGCUGGAGAUGGCCAUGGAGGCGGGUACUACAGUUCUCACCCUUUGGCUUCAGAUGUUCGGGCCGGCAAGGGAAGAUAAGAUGGUGCUUGUCACCUUUCUUUCUUUUGUAGUCGGCCUUCACCUCAUGAGCUUGUCGAUUUAUUACCUUCAUAAGCUGGGAGUUUCUGAGAUUGAUGUCACCAACCCGACAAGAUGGUAUGCGGUCUUACUCACGUUUGUCUUUGGUGGCACCAUCUCAACCUUCUACGCACUAUGCCGUCAUGCCUACUAUGACGGUCACCACAACUAUUAUCUGGCUUGGGCGGUGUGGUUCUUUGGGGUGGCGUUUGAGGUAGCCAAGCUCGGCUGGUCAAUUCUAAGACGCUUCGAAUGCGUGCAACUGAAGGUUCAUCAGGAGGGUUUCGUCAAGGAUGAACGCCUAGUGAUUUUUAUCAAAAUGAUGACAUCUAUUCUGGGUGUGGCCGUGAAUUGGAUGGAGUAUAAUGAGCUUAGGGAAGAAGAUACAGCUUCAGCCCAUUUGCUCCUGAGUUUGUGCGAGGCCAGGAUGUUUGCAUCGGCUUUUCAGUUUGUGGUGAGAUUGUGUGAUGUUCUGAGGACUCCACAUCGUCAGCCUGGUCCUCCCGAGUCGCUACGACAGCAGCGCCAGAACCUGAACGCUCGCGAACUCAAGGCCCAGCUCAAGGCGCUGCUCAAGCCCCAGCUCAAGGCGCUGGCGCUGAUGAUGGUGUCCCCGCUGAAGGAGCGGCUCAAGCUCCAGCUCAAGGCCCUGGCGCUGCUCAAGUCCCAGCUCAAGGCGCUGGCGCUGCUGAUGGUGCCCAAGGCGCUGCUCAAGCCGGUGCUGGUCAAGACGUUCACGGCGCUGCUCCAGAUGUGGAGUGAUUCUCGAAACGACACCAAACCAGCCAGCGAGCUGGUCACAUGGUACAAGCAACUCACCUUGAAGCGCAGCACCGAAAUUGCAGCGCUCGCCAAGUGCCUACGCGUGGCCCCCACUAUGCCCACCUCCAAGCUGUUCAAAACUGAACUUAGAGGAGGAGGAGGGUAA